Messenger RNA from Babjeviella inositovora NRRL Y-12698, 2678 nucleotides. RefSeq lists its product as uncharacterized. The record is from RefSeq and is a predicted model, not a curated record. The transcript has a single exon. Lineage: Eukaryota; Fungi; Ascomycota; Pichiomycetes; Serinales. Bases 93 to 2396 code for a protein of 767 amino acids.
UUUUUUGUUUUCUUUUGUCCUUUUUCUUUCCGCACGAAAGACUGUAAACCAAAAGGCUUGAAAUCUAAAUACUUAGACCUUAUAUAAGAAACAUGGCAAACGGACCAGAUCUGGAAGGGGCUCCGCAAAGCUUCUAUACCCCUCAACAAACGUUUUUCACAACCACGGAUUCUACCUACUUCAACCCCCCAAUGAACUACCAGCAAAAUGGCCCAAUGAACUACCAGCCAAACGCCCCCCAGAUGUCCCAGAUGCCCCAGAUGGCACCCCAGAUGAUGCCUCAAAUGAUGCCUCAGAUGAUGCCGCAGGUUUUCUCGCCACAAGACAAUGUCUUUGCACCUAACUAUCUCGCCUUUCAAAAGCAACAGCAGUUCCAGUCCAACCAAUGGGACAUGCUUGGCGGUGUGCUUCCGCCAAUGAAUACCCUUCAGAGUCCUCAGGACACCCCAGCCGGCCAGAUUUACGCUAUGAACGCCGUAAAAUUGGCGUCGACGAGGAAACGUAAGGGGAGCAACGACCCGGAAGACAGUAAGAAGCACAAAUCGUCCUUGCAAAAGGCGGAUACCAAGUACCAUGAGGAAAUGAUCUAUGUGGUGGCCGGAGACGAGGAAAUUCUUCCCCACAGUGGGCAGUCUUCCAGCCCUGGCCCUUCGAAGGUGGUCUACCAACAGGGAAAUCCACACACGCGGCACCAGGUCAUACCGAACCAAGGCAAGGUACCAAUGGACUUGAGUGUGCCAAUGAACAAUGGCCAAGAAGCUCAAUCCCUGCUUAUAGCGAUCCAAAACAACCCUCCGGGCCAUCAGCCUACUUUAUACAAACAGACUCCCCAGCAGAUGCAGCCACAGCUAACCCCGGCACAGAUUCAGGAGCUCCAGCUUCGGAUCCAAGUUCAGCGCAACCUCCAGUUCCAGGAGUUGCUCCAGCAGUACCAUCUGCUUCCCUCCUCUUCUCCGCCACAACAGAAUGUUGCGCCUGGGCCAGCUUUUCAGAUUGCUGCCGAAACUUUGGAUACAAAGGAUACUACCACAAAGACCUCCAAGACGGCUGCCACUAAGGCGUCCAAGGCCGCUGCUCCGAUUGCUUCUAUGGUGUUACCGCGCGAGGCGGAAACCAAGACCAACGAGAGCUACGACAGCACACUCAAGAAUUUGGUGACCAAGCUUGGUAGCACGUUGUCUCCAUCAGACAUCCUUGGGAGAUUGAUCGUCCAGCAGCGCGACUACUUCGUGAAGGAAGAUCCGAAGAAGUUGUCGGACCGGAUGAUCGAGCUUUUGUCUCAGUUCUCCAACAAAGAAGACUUUGGCACCGCAAAGGACUACCGCUACCUCGCGUUCCAACAAAUCAACCAGAUCAUCGACGACCUUGACUUCCAGGCGCACUUUAUCCGGUCGAUCCUCUUUAAGCUAAAGAGCUGGUUGACAACCGAUUUCAAGAUGAAGUACACCAAGGGCUUGAAGAUCUGCUUGACGUACUUUAAAGACAAAAAAAUUUACCGCGCACUCGCCGCGGCGGGAAUGGAGAAGUUGUUCAAGCGUUUGGUCAAGCACGAGGACCCUGAGGUGGCUGCCUUGGCCAAAACUGUACAGGAUAAUAUCACACUGAAGGCUAAGGAGGACGCCGAGACUCUCAACCCUGCGGUCCAGAGACCGUCGAGUAUCUUUGAGAUGAAGAGGCCUGCUGCUUCCAAGCCUGUCAGUGUUUCUGUCACGAAGCCCGCCAUCCACAUUGCCACUGCUAAGCCGCAAACAGAGUCCCAACCAAGUGUUAGUCCGAAGCCCGUUACUGCUACGCUCGUCGAGAAGCCAGCUCCAACCAAGAAAUUCUCCAUUUUCGAUUACUUAAACAAGAACAAGGCCAACGCCGCUGCGGCAAAGGAAGCCCCAGAGGUGGAAAUGGAGGAAGGCGACCACCCGGCAGAGGUGACAUCCUACGGCAAGGCCAGUGUCUUGAGACGGAGAACCAGCGAAGCUGACAUGCGGAAGAAGAGAUCCAAGGCUAAGCGUGUGAAUUGGUGUAUGGGCGAGGAGCUCACCCAGGUGCGAGUUUUCGGCGAUGAAGAAUUGGAAGCCGAUUCUGAUUUUGAGCCUUCCGUUCUUCCGGGAAAGGAGGGCGAUGCCUUACAGCUGAGUGAGACUGACCACGACGAAGACGAAACAGAAGAGGCUUACAAGGCGUGGAUAACCCCGGUACAGAUCGAGAUAGACGCCACUUUGGCGAAGCACAUUCCGCCAAAGAGAGGUGGGUUGCAGGAAAUCGACAGCCCCGAACAGAUUGCCAAUAUCAGACGUGUGCAGCUGGUACGAGAAACUGAUUACAACAUUACCACGCCUACUGAAGCCCAGCAUGAGUAUAUCCGUAAGGACUCCGAGAUUACCAAGAUCUUUUGCUUCUAGUGGUUCUGCAGGAGAUUUGGGUUCUAAACUUUUUUUUUCUUUUCGGCAGAAGUGACAUUCCAGGUGUCUAAAUUCAAUAAUUUUCUGUCAAAGCAGUGUUUACGAUGGUAGACCAAGGUAGUGUAAAAGAGAUUUAGAGGAGCUCAGUGACUCUUUAGCCUGAUAGGAAAUGGUAUCGCACUUGCUUUGUAAGAGGCUAGGUUGUUCCGAAGGAGGAUGUGAAUUGAUAUAAAAGGUAUGAGAAGAAAAAUGUUUAUAUACCAGAAAUUAAGAAUUUAUUCG